Peniophora sp. CBMAI 1063 is the source of this 1206-nucleotide messenger RNA. NCBI's taxonomy places the organism in Eukaryota, Fungi, Basidiomycota, Agaricomycetes, Russulales, Peniophoraceae. The record is from the annotation of a GenBank genome assembly.
AUGAGCCUCAAACAAUUCCGCGCUUGGAUCACUUCCGGUGGCGAGGCGUUGAACAUAUACUCGCCCGUCUAUAACAAGCACACAAGUACAGCUUCUUGCUACAUUUUAGCCGAACCUGGUCAGCACUUCGCCGUCAACUGGGAGGACCUUGGUACUGGCAUUGACAGCGCCGCCUACAUCUUCCUGGACGGUUUUGCGGUGCCCGGGCGCUACUUGUUCGGCAAAGGGCUGGCGUGGCGUAACGGUGUGCGGGCGUCCAAAGACACCGAGAAGCCGUUCGCGUUCGGGACCGUGGAUGCUGAAGAACCGGUGGGCCAGGCCGGCAAGGUCGAUACCAAACGGCAUGGUCAGAUCGUUCUCAAGAUUCGGAGGAUCGUGCGCGUCGGCGGCCACGAGCUGAAUCCAAUCGUCUCUGUGCCUAAUCGCCCGCCUGGCGCGAAGAAGAAUAGCCUAUGUGUCAAACUUGGUCAGGAAAUGGAGACUUCGGCUCAGCCACCCGCUACCUGGAAGUUCAAACCCUAUGACGAGGAGAACCCGCAUGCCUACGUGACCUUCAUAUUCAAAUACCGAUCUCAGUCUUUCAUUGACGAAGAAGGGCUCGAUCCGAUAGAUGUGGAGGAGUCCGAAGAGGAGGAUGUUAAGCACAUGCCUCCUCCGUCGCGUAUGGCUACACGUAGCAACGGCCGCAAAGUUUCGCAGCGCGAGGUCAAGGAGUCUUCGCCCGAUACUUCUCAGGACUCUUCCGCCUCGAGGACAUCUGUCAAGCGCUCUCGCGUGAUCUCGACCAGCACGACGGAACCGCGCAAGUCGCAGCGUGUUGCCGAAGAGCAAGUUGCCUCCUCGAAUGACCCUCGCCACACGCCAGCUCCUGAGACCCCGCAAAACGGAUAUGAUGCUAUCUCCACACCCUCAAGCAACACCUUGCCCACAUUGUCGCUACCUCCUCCUACGGUCUCGCUUACUCAGCCGUCCAACAACCACUAUCGCCAGAACGUACCUCAUUACGGACCGGGUGCGGGCUCUUGGAACUACGCCAGUCUUGCUAGCAACUCUGCUCAGAACCCAAACCAGAAUUCUUACCCCAGUUCUACGCCGAGCGCACAGGGCUCGGCCCAAAGUCCCGCGAGUGCAGUAUCGCCCUCGGGUGUGCAAGCGAUCAUGGCUUCCAUUGGUCCUUACGCCACAGGGCACUACCGCUCGCGAUGA